GAGCUCCUUCGUUUCCAACUCAAGUUCCUGAAUUAUUAGGCCAGGCCACCGUAUACCUUCAAAGAGUAUCUCUGUCGGGGCAGUGUCAGUAUGGGACAGAGUCGCCAAGAAGGUGUCAGCCGUGGGCUGGAUUUGAGGUCUGCUGCAGCUGCUACUGUUGCUGCCAGCGCUGUUAUUGCCAAUGUUGUUGCUGCCUCUGUUUGUGGUGUUGGUGUUGCUGCUGGCCAUGUGGCUGCUGGUGCUGCUGCUGCUGCGGUUGCUGUUGCUGUUGUUGCUGCUGUUGCUCUUGCAGUUGCUGGUUAUGAGUUUGCUGAUGCUGGUGUUGGUUUUGCUGGAUAUGGGAUUGCAGCUGUUGCUGGUUCUGCUGCUGCUGUGGGUGCGAUGGUUGUGGUUGUGGAUGUUGCUGCUGCUGCUGUUGUUGGUGUUGCUGAUGCUGGUUCUGCUGCUGCUGUGGGUGCGGUGGUUGUGGUUGUGGAUGUUGCUGCUGCUGCUGCUGAUGCUGGUGCUGCUGCUGCUGUUGGUGGUGGUGCUGCUGCUGUUGAUGCACUGGGGCUGAGGUGCUGGCCUGCCCUGUCUGCUGCUUCUGCGGACGUGGCGGUUGAGGUUGUGGUUGUGGAUGUUGCUUCUGCUGCUGCUGCUGCCAGUGUUGUUGCUGUUGCUGUUGGUGGUGGUGGUGCUGCUGCUGCUGUUGUGCUUGGGUUGAUGUGCUGGGUUUCUAUCUCUGAGGGCCAACCACACCUGGAGACGUUCUCCCCCUCGAGAUGGUGCUGUGACAUUAGCCGGGGAUUUGGGGGGACGUCCCUUUCCUUACCAUCUCCACUCUCCAGGCUUGUUAACGGACUUUCUGUGGAAGAUCCAGCCUUCAAAGGCGGGGUCUUCUGGAACCCAGCAGCCUGGACCAUCCUGGGCAGUGUAGGUCUGUGGAUAGGUGACCCCUGGUUCUGCAUGCGUAGCACCAAGGGUCCUGCGGAUGGUUCACCUGCACAGCGUAGACCUUGUCAUCUUGUGAGUAAGACCAUUGGCCACUGAGAGGGAAACCAGUUGCAGGGUCCCAAUCAACCGCCACGAGAAGA
This is a messenger RNA of Chara braunii, 1073 nucleotides long. NCBI's taxonomy places the organism in Eukaryota, Viridiplantae, Streptophyta, Charophyceae, Charales, Characeae. The record is from the annotation of a GenBank genome assembly.